AUGAAGAUAUUAGUGAUAACAUGCUUAAUGGUUCUAACUUUAUCCAAUCCUUUAGAGAAAAUCCAAAAGAUUAAUGUUCCAUGCAUUGAGGAAAUAGGAUACCUUACUAAAGAUUUAUUUGUCUUUGGUUUGGAUAUUGCUAGACAUAAAUUCUGCAAUCAAGUUAAAGAUGUUAUCGGAAUCAUCGUUGAAAUCGUCAAAUUGAAAAAUGCUUGUUCCUCAUCCAGUAGCUAAGACAUAUUGGAAGAGCAUAACAAAACUUUGACUUGUCUACAAAAUUCAGUGGAUAUUGCCGAAGAUGCUUAUAAUGCAUAUAAUGCAUUUAUUCAAAAUGGAUUCUCUGAUGAAUUAAUUGACUAAACAACCAACAUCCAAUAAUAACUAGUCUCCACCUUGAGUAGAUGUAGUUCCAAGGCUAAGUUACUUGAAGACAUCUUCCCAACUCAUUGUAUUUCGGUUAUGAAUAACUUGGCCAGAGAUGCUCUAUCCAUUAAAGAACAAAGACAUCAACCUUGGAAAAUUAUUGAAGGAUUAGCCUCAAUGGGUCAAAAUUAUCAUAUAGCCAAACAACAUUGUCCAUUUAUGAAAUGAUUAUUACCAAAAUAUCAACAUAG
Messenger RNA from Paramecium octaurelia, 614 nucleotides. Lineage: Eukaryota; Ciliophora; Oligohymenophorea; Peniculida; Parameciidae. The record is from the annotation of a GenBank genome assembly.